AUGCAAUCUGGUCAUCAUCGUAGUCCACCGUCACCAUUAGAAACAUCGAUUAAAAAAUUAAAACAAUUAACUACAACUGCAAUGUCAACUAAUGCUGAAAGCUUAGCGUUAGCUCAAAUGGUUAAAGAAAUAUUUUCGUCUCCAUCGUUUGUUCAGCAAAUGUGUAAUUCAUUGCUAACCUCGGAUUUGUUUAUAAACUCUAUUGCUACGGUAGUUGAAGAAGCUGUAAAUAAGUAUCGAUACCAAGUUGAAGAAUUGGAAUCUGAAUUAAAGAGAGCGAAUGAUAAUAUUUUACUGUUACAAGGUCAAGCGAAUG
Molecule: messenger RNA, 316 nt
Organism: Didymodactylos carnosus
Lineage: Eukaryota; Metazoa; Rotifera; Eurotatoria; Philodinida; Philodinidae
Source: the annotation of a GenBank genome assembly